UAAAUGCAACCUAUAUGUGUAGCGAUAUCUUGUAUUUUCAGAAAUACUUUGUGUCUUUUUAUUUCUUUUUUCCUUACGUUUUUCUGCUCCCUUAUUUGCUUACUCGCAAUGGAAUUACCAAAAAAUGGAAGCACGAGAAUGUAAAAUUUUUUAGCGAGUAUAUCGAUAAAAGAUACAAUAUAAUGUUUUUCGACGCAUAAAUACAGUUACACGAUUUGAAAUUAAGAACAGUCGAAGAAAAUUACCUUAGAAAGCAAAUAUAUUAAUGUGAAAAUUUCAAAGAGUUGGUGACUGAAUUGAUUCACGUAGCAGCAUGACAUGAGUUUUGUGAUUUCGAGGAUCAAGCGGUCACGGAAGAAAGUGACAACACAAAACGUUCGCAAAGUUUGACCGUGGUUGUUUGUACAAGUGCAUGCGACAUUUAACGCAUUAGUAGGUUGUUCUUGAUAUCAAUUUGAACGUUAAAGUGUUUAGAAAAGGUUUGAUUAUUGAUUUCCAGAACAAAUUUCACGAUCGUAAAGGGUUAAGAAGAGGUUAUCCGUCUUUUGAUUUCAAUUUCUCAAAACGGUGAAAACUGUUGAAAUGGCCGGUGCAAUGUUGUUCGAACGGGCACAAGCAGUUUCGAUGACGAAUCGUAGCGAAGGUAUUUCGCUUCUUAACGAAAUUGUCUCCGAUCCGAGCAUCGGUGUUACCGACGAUGACGAAGAUAACAUUCGGGUAAAGGAGCAAGGUAUUCUACACCUUGGCGAACUUUACAAAAAAGAAGGAAAAGCAAAAGAGCUUGCUGAAUUGAUCAAAGCUACCAGGCCAUUCCUUAGCUUAAUUAGCAAAGCCAAAGCUGCUAAGCUCGUACGAUCAUUAGUAGACUUUUUCUUGGACCUAGAAGCUGGUAUUGGUAUCGAGGUCCAGUUAUGUAAAGAAUGUAUAGAAUGGGCAAAAGAAGAACGUAGAACGUUUUUAAGGCAAUCAUUGGAAGCACGUUUAAUAGCAUUAUAUUUCGAUACUGGUAUGUAUAGCGAAGCGUUACAAUUAGGAUCAGCACUGCUCAAGGAACUUAAGAAACUGGAUGACAAGCAACUACUAGUAGAAGUUCAAUUGUUGGAGAGCAAAACUUAUCAUGCAUUGAGUAAUUUAGCCAAAGCAAGAGCAGCACUUACCAGUGCUAGAACAACAGCCAAUGCAAUUUAUUGUCCACCCAAAAUGCAAGCUGCUUUAGAUUUACAAUCUGGAAUUUUACAUGCUGCCGAUGAACGAGAUUUUAAAACCGCAUACUCUUAUUUCUAUGAAGCAUUCGAAGGGUACGACAGUGUUGAAAGUCCAAAGGCUUUAACAGCUUUGAAAUAUAUGUUACUAUCAAAGAUUAUGUUACGUACACCCGAAGAUGUACAAUCACUUAUGUCUGGAAAGUUAGCUAUUAAAUAUGCUGGGCGGGAUUUAGACGCAAUGCGAGCAGUCGCUGAAGCGAGUCAUCGUCGGUCACUAGCAGACUUUCAAACUGCUGUUAAAAAAUAUCGCGAAGAACUAGAAAAUGACGUGAUUGUACGUGCUCAUCUAGGCUCUCUUUAUGAUGCAAUGCUUGAACAAAACUUGUGUCGUUUGGUUGAACCUUAUUCACGUGUACAGGUCAGUCACAUCUCGACCUGCAUAUCAUUACCGCUUGCUCAAGUGGAAAAGAAGCUAUCGCAGAUGAUAUUGGAUAAAAAACUAAGGGGUGUUCUCGAUCAGGGUGAAGGUGUUUUAAUCGUUUUCGAAGAUACCCCGCGUGACAAGACUUACGAACUUGCAUUGGAUACGAUACACAGUAUGGGGAAGGUCGUUGAUACACUUUAUCAAAAAGCGAAAAAACUCACUUAGCUAUAUUUAAUAUAUUCUACCAUCAAAAUUUGUUAUAAUUAUUAUUACCAUUAACUAUCAUUUCGUGUCGUUAAAAAACAAAUUAAAUUACAUUUGCUGAUAUUCAUUAUAUAAUUUAAAACACGUUCCUGCCUUGAACAUUUCUAUUUUCUGUAUAAUACCAAUUUGACCGUAUUGUUUAUUUUUACAUGUGAAAUUUAUUUGGCUCAAUUGAUAAUAUCAAUCCGUUUUUUUGUUCGCACGUUUAUAUUGUACCCGAGAGCGCGCAUUACACACGCCAUACAUACGUCCAUCUCUUUUUCUUUUUUAAUUACACGUAUGUAUUGACACAUAUGCAGAUGGUGGUGAAUUUUAUACGUAGUAGUACUUUUGUUGGUCAACCCUUUCUUCAGAAACAGAUUGGAAAAAUAACGUCGUGAUGUGCAAAAUACGAAAUACAGUACUAUGAUGCGAAACGAUUCAUUUUACUCACUUAUUUAUCCUCUUUGAGGUACUGGAAUGGCAUCUAAAUAACUGCAAAAUUGUAUCCUCUUUAUCUAAAAAGAUUACGUCUGUUUACAAAGUUUGUUUAAAAUUUGAUAAAACAUUAUUUUAAAUUUCUUAACUUAUGUUUGAAGGUGUUAGAAAACAUUAUCCCAGAUUACUAUGCACCUGAAAAUCGAUCUUUCUCCUUGUAGUAUGAUUAAAAUUGAAAUUAAAGUACCAUUUCAAUCAAAUAUUUCAGUGACUUAAGCUAUGAUGAAUAUCAUUAUAAUUUAUUUAAUUCCAUAAUUUUAUACUAGAGUCGAGUAUUUCGAUUGUACAUAAUUCUUUUAUAAUAAAAAAAUGAAGUUGGUGUGCCA
Messenger RNA from Hylaeus volcanicus, 2696 nucleotides. RefSeq names its product 26S proteasome non-ATPase regulatory subunit 11 (gene Rpn6). Gene Ontology annotation, molecular function: structural molecule activity. Lineage: Eukaryota; Metazoa; Arthropoda; Insecta; Hymenoptera; Colletidae. The transcript has 4 exons. Bases 583 to 1854 code for a protein of 423 amino acids. Gene Ontology annotation, cellular component: proteasome regulatory particle, lid subcomplex. The record is from RefSeq and is a predicted model, not a curated record. Gene Ontology annotation, biological process: ubiquitin-dependent protein catabolic process.